GCGCCUGGAGAGUAGGAGCACAGACGCAGGUUAUCCAUCGCCUGCUGCAACAUCCACCGUCACUCUGCCACGUCUGGGAUCUUCCUUUAUAUAAACGAGGGUCUCACCAAAACCACUUCACUCAACGUGGAUCCACAUUGUUCUCUUUCUCCUCUGUUGACCUCUCUUUCUUUUUUUUUUUCCCCCACCCGCCUGUUUUAGGGCUCAACCGUCUUGUUUUUGUAAAGACAAUUGUUAGUGCACAUCAUCGCGGAGCCAAAGGGAGCUUUUCCACUUCUUCCAUAGGAGACUGCGGGCUGCUGGAGAGUCAUGACAGCUGAGAAAAGUGGGCCCGUUAUUAACGGUAAACCGGAGGAUGGCAGAGACCCAGAAGGGUCCAGCUCCAGCCUUGAAAAUGGACAGUACAAUGAGAGGGGCCAUUGGAACAACAAGAUUGAGUUUGUCCUGUCUGUGGCUGGAGAGAUCAUUGGGCUGGGCAACGUCUGGAGGUUUCCCUACCUCUGCUACAAGAAUGGAGGAGGUGCGUUCUUUGUUCCGUACGUUAUCUUCUUUGUGUGUUGUGGUAUCCCGGUGUUUUUCCUUGAAACCGCCCUGGGUCAGUUCACCAGUGAAGGAGGCAUCACUUGCUGGAGGAAGGUCUGCCCACUGUUCGAGGGUAUUGGCUAUGCUACGCAGGUGAUUGAAGCUCAUCUAAACGUGUACUAUGUAGUUAUCCUAGCCUGGGCAAUCUUCUACCUCUUCAACUGUUUCACUACCGAGCUUCCUUGGGCUGCUUGUGGACACUACUGGAAUACUGAAAACUGCGUUGACUAUUAUGGAGAAAAUUCCACCAACAUCACAAACCCUAACGCAACGUCUCCAGUUAUUGAGUUCUGGGAACGCAGAGUACUGAAGAUAUCAGAUGGUAUUGAGCACAUGGGGGGAAUACGGUGGGAGCUGGCCAUGUGUCUGGCUCUGGCUUGGUUCAUCUGCUACUUCUGCAUCUGGAAGGGACCCAAGUCAACUGGCAAGGUUGUAUAUGUGACCGCUACCUUUCCUUAUGUGAUGCUGUUGGUCCUGCUGGUCAGAGGAAUCACGCUGCCGGGAGCAUGGGAUGGCAUCAAGUUCUACCUCUACCCAGACAUUUCACGUCUCUCGGACCCUCAGGUAUGGGUGGAUGCAGGGACACAAAUCUUCUUCUCCUACGCCAUCUGCUUGGGCUGUCUCACUGCUCUGGGAAGUUACAAUUCCUACAACAAUAACUGCUACAGGGAUUGCAUCAUGCUGUGCUGUCUGAACAGCGGCACCAGCUUUGUGGCAGGUUUUGCCAUCUUCUCUGUGCUGGGCUUCAUGGCCUAUGAACAGAAUGUUCCCAUCGAAGCUGUGGCAGAAUCUGGUCCUGGUCUUGCAUUUAUUGCUUACCCAAAGGCUGUUACUAUGAUGCCCCUGUCUCCUCUUUGGGCUUGUCUCUUCUUUAUGAUGCUCAUCUUCCUUGGCCUUGACAGUCAGUUUGUGUGUGUGGAGAGUUUGGUGACAGCUGUGGUGGACAUGUACCCAGAGACGUUCAGGAGAGGUUACCGCAGAGAGCUGCUGAUUUUAGGCAUGUCCAUCGUGUCCUUCUUCAUAGGCCUCAUCAUGUGUACGGAGGGCGGGAUGUACGUCUUCCAGCUGUUUGACUCGUACGCUGCCAGCGGGAUGUGUUUGCUGUUCGUGGCCAUAUUUGAGUCCAUAUGCAUCGGCUGGGUGUACGGUAGCGACAGAUUCUACGCGAACAUUGAGGACAUGAUUGGCUACAAACCGGUCUUCUUCAUCAAGUGGUGCUGGAUGAUCUUGACCCCAGGAAUCUGCUCUGCAAUAUUCCUGUUUUUCUUGAUUAAAUACAAACCACUGAAGUACAACAACGUGUACACCUACCCUGACUGGGGCUAUGGUAUUGGCUGGUUCAUGGCCAUGUCCUCGAUGGUCUGCAUUCCUCUGGGAAUUAUCUGGAUGAUCUGGAAGACUCCAGGCACCUUCUCUGAGAGAAUGAAGAAGUUGACGACUCCCAGCCCCGAUCUGAAAAUGAGAGGGAAACUCGGCGCCCUCAGUCCUUAUGCUGCGAAUGAUGCAAAACUUAAGGUCGAUGGCAAAAUAUCCACCAUCUCAGAGAAGGAGACACAUUUUUAACCGAGAGACUGUCUCUCCGACCAAGCUGCCUGCCCGUCUGGAAGUCCAACAACUAAAGUGAACAGCGAGAAGUAUCCACCACAAAACACACAACAGGAAAUGAAACAAAUGACUGGGAGUGUUAUUUUUGUUUUGUAAAAAAGAUAAAGGAAAAAAAGGAAAAGUUAUCACACGCUGAUGUAGUUCAAUCCGCUUCUGUUUUGCACACACUUUGAAUAACGCUUUUGUUGUUUUCAUUUAAUAUUGUGACUAAAAUCAGCUAUUUCUUUCUUGACUAACAGUAAUAUUUUGAAAUUGCGGUACGUGGUUUAAAGCUGGUCACACUGUUUGUGCCUUAAGAGCGAUACCAACGUGUUGUGAUGUAAAAGGCUUAUACUGUGCAUUUGUUGGCAAAGUACUGUGCUUCUCCAUGAGGUAAUAGGUCCACAAAUGUCACUAUCUUAUCAGAUGUAGCAGCUUGGGGAUCAUUCUACAUAGUAAAGUGUAUUGAGAGAGAAAUCAUGUCGUUGUAGUGAGGUUAUACAGUAGGAGGGCAAACUAUCCCAGAGUUAAUUCAUUUAAAUCUUGGACACUCUCUGAACCAGUGAUCGUGAGAGCUUUGGAUGUUUCUUAGACCUUUGUUUAUUCUUACUUGAAUUCAGCAUUGUCGCUAAACAAAAUAAGCAAACGACUGUCUACUGGAUGUAAUUAAAUGAUAUUAAUGGAGUAUUGUUCAUCAGUGAGUAUGUACUGGGCUCUGCAGGGCUUUGCAGAUUCCCGUAGAACUACUCUUUCUUAAGAGUUACCUUUGCAUGGGAGGUUCAUAAUAUUGAAUGGCAAAGUAUGAAAGAGGUCCAGGGUUUAAACACUGUAGAAUAGAUCCUCUUUGUUUUUACUCGACUAUAAUUUUACAUCUGUCAGGUUUGAGCUGGCUACAAAUAGCAAUGAUUGACUCGCAGGCUCGAGUCUGAAACACACCUCCUUCUCCUCCAGCUGCCCUCGUAGAAGUCGUGGAUCUGUCAUUUCACAGUAAUUAUGCUGAGUCUAACACAGACUGACAGACAGACGUGCUUCCACCCCUGCUUUUUUUUUUUUUAUUAUUUCCUGCGCUGCUCAUAGAAAAGACGAUGGAUGCCCAUCAGAUUAGCUUUUCAAGAUCCAUCUGUCCCCUUCUCUCUUCUCUCCUUUCUCCAGCUAAAACCUCAGCUUGUCCACUUCCUCCGGCUUCUUUUCUUUGGAUUCUCUUCAACACAUAACAUGUUUGUGUUUCUACAUUAUCUCUAGCCUGAUUAGGUGUUUUUGUGACCUUUCCCUCUGACAUUGUGAAACCUAAACCAAACCCUCAGCUGUCUCUUCAGGAGUGAACACACAGUCUGUCCCUGUCAUUCAUUUAACUGUAGUCGAUGAGCUGGCCUCAUUGUUCACAUCGAUCUCAGUCCAUUACCACCUCAUCCGAUCAGCACUGGAAUGACUCGAUUUGCCCUCUCACUCCCUCGCUCUCUCUCUCUCUCUCUCCCUCUCUCUUCCUUGCUUUGUCCAUCUUCCUCAUUUCCCUUCCUUUCUUUCCUUUGUCCUUGUUUCCUGAUGAAAAUGCAAUCAGAGGAGAGCAUUUGAGGGCGGUGAAAACUUGAAAUCUAUCUUGAAAUCUUUUCAAGAGGAGGCAAAGACGCGGGGAAGUAAAAAGGAAUUGAUGAGCCGAGGAAGUGUGUGAUUGAGCAAGUAAUGAGGGAAAUCGAGGAAGUGUUUAGAGACUGAAACCCCUCCCGUCUAAGCUGUGACAUCCUCUUAAACAUGUGAUUGGUCCCUCUGGUGUGGUUGCAUUGUGGCAUUAUCACCUCCUCACUGAUGUUUGUGCAAGUUAAUAGUUGUAUGUGUUGGAAAAAAAAAUAUAGCCUGCUGUUUAACACUGAUCCUGUUGAUGUAUAUUUUUACAUCUCUUUCUAGAAAUGUGGUCUAUUCUUGAGAUGAGUUGUUUAAAAACAAUUGCUGUAAUAAAAAAGAAAAGAAAAGAUUA
Molecule: messenger RNA, 4138 nt
Organism: Solea solea (common sole)
Lineage: Eukaryota; Metazoa; Chordata; Actinopteri; Pleuronectiformes; Soleidae
Gene: slc6a11b
Product: solute carrier family 6 member 11b
Exons: 15
Coding region: 310-2145 (611 amino acids)
Biological process (GO): sodium ion transmembrane transport
Cellular component (GO): membrane
Source: RefSeq, a predicted model, not a curated record